AACCUGAACGAGCCACCAUAUUGCGUCACAUGUUGAGUUCACCAAUUUGACUUUUUGUGGGUUCAGAUGGUAGUUCUCGAUGUUCCCAAUCGUUUUAGAAAGUCAAGUUUAUAACUGAAACUGUAUUUAGCGUUUUGAACACUAGCUACAAGUAUUUUGUGGACUUUUGAGUUUCUUGAUUUGUAUGACAUACAAUACAGUUCUCAAUCGUUUGAAAUAAGAUACGACACUGCAGUGUGUUGACAUAUUAGCUAGCUAGCUAACUUGCUAGCUCAUUGACCAGUUUCAGGGGGAAAAAAAAUAGCUACAGAUGCGGCUAAAGGAUCCCUUCUCGUUGAAAGUCGUCGGCAUGACUAAGCGGACUAACAAGCCAAGGAAGCCUCGAGAUGAAGAGUCGUCGGACGAAGUUAGCGAGCUGACCUGCCAGCAUGUCAGCAAGGCGGUGGACCUGAGCUCAGUCAAGAAGGCGGUGACCUCGAGCAUGUGGUCGAUGUGUUCAGAUUGCCUGAGGGAAAGGACUAUGAUAGAUGGAGAGCCAGCCAGUGGCCACGACAUCCUCGUAUGCCUCAAGUGCGGCUUCCAGGGCUGUAGCCAGUCAGAGAGCCAGCACUCCACCAAGCAUCACCAAACCCUCCACCCUGAGUCCCACUGCAUCACCGUUAGCCUCGGCACCUGGAAGGCCUGGUGUUUUGAAUGUAACGAAGAGCUCUCCACUCACUGCAAUAAGAAGGCUUUGGCCCAGACCCUGGACUUCCUACAAAAGCACUCUGUCAAGGCAGCCUCAGGAACCACAUCGAAAAUGAUCAAGCUUAGAGAGGAGCCCAGCGACUAUGCAGACCAGUCCAGAGGGAAGAGUCCAGUCAACAACAGCACACUGGUCCUGGUCAAAGGCAUCAACAACCUCGGAAACACCUGCUUCUUUAACGCAGUUAUGCAGAAUCUGUCCCAGACUCACAUGCUGAACGACCUGAUACAGGAUGUGAAGGAGAAGGGACACAAGCUGAAGAUCUGCCCCCCUGCCGAGUCAAACGUGGGGGCGUUGACGGUGACUCUGCCCAGCCCAGAGCCCCUGACCUCGGCCAUGUUCCUCUUCCUACACAGCGUGAAGGAGUCUGGGAAGGGCCCUGUCAACCCCAAGAUCCUUUUCAACCAGCUCUGCCAGAAGGCUCCACGCUUUAAGGGCUACCAGCAGCAGGACAGCCAGGAGCUGCUCCAUUACCUACUGGACUCCAUGAGAGUAGAGGAGACUAAGCGGAUCAAGGCGGGCAUUCUGAAAUCCUUCAACAACCCCACAGAGAAGACUGCAGAUGAUGAGACCAAACGCCAAGUCAAAGCAUACGGGAAGGAGGGUGUGACGAUGAACUUUGUGGAUCGCAUCUUUGUGGGGGAGUUGACCAACACCAUCAUGUGUGAGGAAUGUGAGCAUAUCUCCACAGUGAAGGAAGCCUUCAUUGACAUCUCCCUGCCCGUCAUUGAGGAGCGGAUGUCCAAGCCGUCCAACCCGGGCAGGACUGGGAAGAGCAGUCGGGAGCAAGAAGCUCACGUCUCCCACGGUGGCGAGAUGCUUUCCGCAGUGCUCAAUAAGAACAGCAGGAAACUUAGCGGACAGAAGCAGCAGCAGGGCCAGAAGUCCCCUGGCUCUGUGGAGGAGAAGGGGGCAGACAGCCCCUCAGACCACCCCGAGGAGGAGUCCCCCUCCGUAAUGGCCCGUGCCGCAGGAGGUUCCAAAAUGGCCGCCACCAGCAGCCUAUCGGAUGGCAGCGAUAAAGACUCAGGCCCUCAGGAAAGUAGCAAUGACGCAGACAGCGAGGCCUCGGAGAGCGAGUGGAUCCCCCGGCAUCCCUCGGGCCACAGCCAUGGUGGCAGAGGGUCCACUCCUACCCAGUCUCCCACCCCGCCUGCCCUCUCCCCCAGGACCCAGCAGGGUGGUGCUGUGGAGCAGCUGGUCAGUGCAGUGCAUAAGAUGAACCUGGGCCCUGAUUCAGGGGACUCACCCUCCACACACUGUCCUGAGGACCAGAGGGAGCCCCAACCUCAACAUCCUCAACAGUCUCCUCACUCCAACCACCAGGGGGCAUUCAAGGCACUGUCCCACAGCUACACGCCCUGCUCCAAGGAGUGCUCCAUUCAGUCCUGCCUUCACCAGUUCACCUCGGUGGAGCUUCUGAUGGGCAACAACAAGCUGUUGUGCGAGAGCUGCACAGACCGCCGGCAGAAACAACUGCGGAAGAGCACCUCAGUAGAGAAGAAGUCUGACAAGGUGUACACCAGCGCUCGCAAACAGAUGCUGAUCUCUUCGCUGCCCCCGGUGGUCACUCUGCACCUGAAACGCUUCCAUCAAGCAGGGAUGAACCUACGAAAAGUCAACCGUCACGUCAACUUCCCUCUCAUCCUGGACCUGGCGCCGUUCUGCUCGGCAUCCUGCAAGAACCUGGUGGCAGGGGAGCGUGUGCUCUACAGCCUGUAUGGCAUCGUGGAACACAGCGGGUCGAUGCGCGGGGGCCACUACACAGCAUACGUAAAGGUCCGUUGGCCCCAGAGGAGAACCGAGCAGCCACACCGCAGAAACAUGGCAGGUCCAAGGGAAGCAAGCAGUGCCACACAGGGUCAGUGGGUUUAUGUAAGUGACACCAAUGUCCAUGCGGUACCAGAGUCCAGGGUCCUCAACUCUCAAGCCUACCUGCUGUUCUACGAGGAGAUGCUGUGACUGCCAGAGCACGGAGCUGCCCAACAAUCAUUGGUGUCUCAGUAGACAGAGGAAGAGGGGAAAAAGAGAGAGAGAGACCUGCUUUGGGUAUACCUCUCUCUAAACUUUGACUCCCAAGAGCAUGAAACAUGGCACGUACUACAUGAUGGGAUUGGUAGUUCAUCAGGGACAUAAAGUCACCGUGAUGUUUACUGGACUGCUCAGCAUUGAAGGUUCACCACGCUGGUCCACUUACUGAACGUCCCCAUACCCUUGCUCAUACUUCUGUAUGUGAGAGAGAGAGUUUUAUUUUUUUUUAUUUUAAUUUAUUUCACCUUUAUUUAACCAGGUAGGCUAGUUGAGAGCAAGUUCUCAUUUGCAACUGCGACCUGGCCAAGAUAAAGCAUAGCAGUGUGAACAGACAACACAGAGUUACACAUGGAGUAAACAAUUAACAAGUCAAUAACACAGUAGAAAAAAAGGAGAGUCUAUAUACAUUGUGUGCAAAAGGCAUGAGGAGGUAAGCGAAAAAUUACAAUUUUGCAGAUUAACACUGGAGUGAUAAAUGAUCAGAUGGUCUUGUACAGGUAAAUACACCAAUAUUGGUGUGCAAAAGAGCAGAAAAGUAAAUAAAUAAAAACAGUAUGGGGAUGAGGUAGGUAAAAAUGGGUGGGCUAUUUACCGAUAGACUAUGUACAGCUGCAGCUGUACAUAGUGAGCGAGAGAGUGGCAGAAUAGUAGGUUUGAUUAAAUGUACAAAAAAAAUGCUGUGUUAUUUAUAUUUUACAGCCUGCUGUGGUGAAUACGAAUUGUAUUUUUUGUAGAACAUGCGAAUGUGUGACUAUCAUUAAAUGGUGAUUGCCAAAAGAGUUUUUGGUAAGGGAAAUUAUAUAAAAUUAUGGGAAACAUAUCAAAAGACUUUAAGUACCAAAAGAAUGUGAUCUCAAACUAUUCCUGAAUGGAGAGGUCCAUCAUGUGGCAGGCCAUCCGAGUGUGUUUCAGACCAAUACAUUACUGUGUUGGGUCGGCACUGUUUUUUUCAAAUCCUAGUUCUAUUAAAUAUGCACACUGGUGCACAAACAAUCUCUAACCACACAGAUACAAACACAUUGUGACGUUUAACAAAGAGACAUUGCUACAUAUAUGAAUGCCAGCUCGCCGGACAAUAAACGAUUGUUUUCAUUUCAUUUAGUAUUUUUAUCCCCAUAUGUUCUGCUGUAGUUAAACUAACGUGUGUUGAUCAAUCUUGGGAUUCAAAUGUGUCUCACCAUUUAUGUUUAAUUGUUCUGCAACAUUUUUUUGUGGGGAAUGAAAUGGAGAUAUUUCAUCUGUCGAUUGUUGGGAAAUUGCCAAAUUAUUCUGGUCAAAUGAGAGAUUUCUGUAAGUAAAGAUACGUUUUUUUGUCCCCCCCCCAAAAAAAAACAAAUAAAUACUCAGUGCCUACA
Molecule: messenger RNA, 4131 nt
Organism: Oncorhynchus mykiss (rainbow trout)
Lineage: Eukaryota; Metazoa; Chordata; Actinopteri; Salmoniformes; Salmonidae
Gene: usp45
Product: ubiquitin specific peptidase 45
Biological process (GO): protein deubiquitination
Molecular function (GO): cysteine-type deubiquitinase activity; zinc ion binding
Source: RefSeq, a predicted model, not a curated record